AUGUAUAAUAUGGCAUAUUAUCUUGCUGACGGUAUCUACCCUUCUUAUCCGACUUUCGUCAAAUCAAUUAGACUUCCUCAAAGUGAACCAGAUAACUUAUUUUCAAAAUAUCAGGAGGGAUGCCGGAAGGACAUCGAACAUGCAUUUGGGGUGUUGCAGGCUCGAUUUAAAAUCAUUUGCAAACCAACCCGUUUAUGGGACAUAGCCGAUUUGGCUCUCAUCAUGAGGUCAUGUAUCAUGUUGCAUAAUAUGAUUGUUGAGGAUGAACGAGAUACAUAUUCUCAACAUUGGACAAAUUAUGAUCAAUCUGAGGCAAGUGGGUCUGGUACACCGGAGUCAUUCUCGAUCGAGGUGCUACCUGCAUUUGCAAAUCAUGUGCGUGCUAGAUCUGUGAUGCGUGAUUCAAAUGUACAUCACGAAUUGCAAGAAGAUCUUGUCAAACAUAUAUGGGUAAAGUUUGGAAUGUUUCGUGAUUAA
Vicia faba (fava bean) is the source of this 477-nucleotide messenger RNA. Lineage: Eukaryota; Viridiplantae; Streptophyta; Magnoliopsida; Fabales; Fabaceae. The record is from the annotation of a GenBank genome assembly.